This is a messenger RNA of Symbiodinium sp. CCMP2592, 2205 nucleotides long. NCBI's taxonomy places the organism in Eukaryota, Dinophyceae, Suessiales, Symbiodiniaceae. The record is from the annotation of a GenBank genome assembly.
AUGCUCCUGGAGAAGGGAUGCGUUCCAAGAAUCCAGGCCAGCUGCGGAACAGCGAAUGUGGCUUUUCAUCCAAAGAAAACGUUUCCUGAGUGGUGGAGCUGUUGGCUCCAAGCCUUCGCGUUUCCACAGCCGGGCUGGACAGGCGAGGUCCGCAACACCCGCUGUGAACCUGGAGCAGGCGGCGACGUGAUUCCUGGGCAAGCAGAGCCUUUCUCUAAGUCGAUGUCUCCAGCGGACUGCCAACGUGCAUGUGAGCGUGUUCAAGCCUGCGAGGCUGUAAUCGUGCUGGAGAGCCAGGAUCCUAGCCCAUGCCAGAUGCGUACGAAUUUGGUCCUCUCGAAAUGCGUGGCCGCAAGCGGAUACAGUGUCUGGGCGAAACCCUUGCCCACAACCACAACUGCAUCAUCAGCGACAACUGUAUCAUCCACGACAACUACGACUGCAGUGAGCAGAAGCAGCAUACCGACAAUCGCUCCGAACCAGGCUCAAACCCCACCUUCACCUUCGAACACCAGCCAUGCAACUGCAAAAUCCAAAGAUGAUUUGCGCCAAGAUCUUGGUACUUGGCAAGAGUGGGGGUCGCUGAAUUGCUUCCACAGCUUUGCUUCAGAGCCGAUCUCCGUCUCUUCGUAUGUGGCUGAGAACUUGGAGGACUGCCUGUCGGAAUGCGUCAUGCACAAAGACUGCGAUGCUGUGGUCUAUGCCGUGGACAACAAAAGAUGCUGGUUGCGGCGAAAUCUGGACAUAGACAAGUGCACCGUCAGCGAUCGUUAUCGGAUCUUCGUUCGGCGGAUCAGUGCUUGCACAGCGCGUACUCCAGCAUCGAAAGUGCAGCACUCUGUUCUUGCCAUGUCGCUGGCUGCCUUCGCAGCUCCCAACGUCCAAGCAGGUGUCGGCAACAGUCCCGGCCUUUCCGUGCCGGUUGGACUGGCUAGCCAUACGCUGGACCAAGAGCAUCUGGGUUCACGUGGUGCUGGUCGGGCAUUGCUAUGUGCACCAGCUCUGUCUGCUUUUCUGGUAGCCUUCCGAAAAAAGCGCUCCCUGAGAAGACGGGCUGCCAAGGAGCAGGUGCAGACGAUGGAGAGACCACUUCUGGAUAAUGUGAUCACUGCUGGCGUGAAGGCGCUCGAGGCGGCAGAGCUCAACCGUGUGCGUUCCUCCUCGGAGUCCCCAAGCGAUGCGAAUGGCAACUGGGGCGGUGAGCCGCGGGAAUGGGCCAAUUCGGAUUCGAUCACGCAGCAGAUUUCGACGGUGUCGCAGAUGGGCCCCUUGGCUCAGGCCAAGCAGUUCAUAGCCGACAGACUGGCCGGGGAGUACGAUGCUGAGAGGAUAGGAAGCCUCAUCGAUGAGAAAGUGGCUUCAAACAAGAUCAUGAUGUUCUCAUUUUCCACCUGUCCUUUCUGCUUGCGGGCGAAACAAAUCCUCCAAGAAGACUAUGGCGAGGAGAUUGAAGUCUACGAGUGUGACCAGGAAGCUGACGGGUAUGCCGUUCGAGCUGAGCUUGGGCGGCGAACCGGCCGCACCUCCAUGCCUUCCGUCUACUUGGGUCCUUCUGUGUACUUGGGCGGCUGCAACGAUGGGGGUCUAGGAGGUAUCGCGACCCUGGAUAAGCAAGAGCUUUUGGGAAACCUGCUGGCCGAGCGCAAUGCUGCCACGAGUUCCUUCGCUCCGCUGGACUGGCUGGCAACGCUUGGACAACCAGAUCGGCAGGAGACCCUGAAGAAGAAGAAGGCCUUGCUGGCUGCCUGUGCAGAGGCACCGAAGAACGGCGUCGGUGCGAGCGAUGCUGAGAAGGACAAGGUGGAGGCUGCAGCCACGGAUCUGGAGGCACUUUGCCCCUCCAAUCCGGCUCAGGCUUCCCUCGAGGGUGUCUGGGAUCUGCAGUACUGCACGGCGGAGGGAAGCUCUAACGGCAAAGUCGGCCCCUUUCUGGGUGACGUUACGCAAACCUUCGUUGACGACGUCCAGUUCGUGAACGCAGUGGAGAUUGGGCCAGUGAAGGUUGCCUUGCAGGCAGAACGGGAAGUCCUUAAUGACAAAGAGAUCAGGGUGACUUUCAAGGAGACCGUGUUCUCAAUCCUGGGCAUCGAGAUCUUCCGCAAGCCGACUAAAGGUGCUGGGACCUGGAAGCAGAGGUUUGUGGACGCGGGCCUGCGCGUCAUGGACACACCUUCCCUCUUCGUGCUGCGCAAGCGCCGCAGCUAG